Molecule: messenger RNA, 2382 nt
Organism: Leucoraja erinaceus (little skate)
Lineage: Eukaryota; Metazoa; Chordata; Chondrichthyes; Rajiformes; Rajidae
Product: transforming acidic coiled-coil-containing protein 2-like
Exons: 2
Coding region: 140-2053 (637 amino acids)
Biological process (GO): regulation of transcription by RNA polymerase II
Cellular component (GO): nucleus
Molecular function (GO): DNA-binding transcription factor activity, RNA polymerase II-specific; DNA binding
Source: RefSeq, a predicted model, not a curated record
GAGGAAGGAAGGAGGGAGUGAGAGAAGGAGAGGGCGAGGGCCGGCGGCGGGAGCGGAUGUCGGGGUCCGGGUGGACGGGUGUGAGCUGAGGCCGAGGAAUGUCCUUGGGAGACUGGCCGAGCGAGUAGCUCCCACCGGCAUGGCAGCCAGAUGGAAGCAGAGCGAGGGGGAGGAGGAGAGGGGAUGGACCGGCCUGCCAUGGGCGCAGGAGACGGUGGUAUACGACCGGGAACAUGACCGGGAGCUGCCGCUGGGUCCUCGUGAGUGCUGGCGAGAUGAGGAGGAGGUGGAUGAGGUGGAGGUGGAGGUUGAGGGGGACGAGGAGCAGCCGCCGGUGGAAGGAGAGGGAGAGGACGAGGACGGGCAAGAUGGCUACCACUGCCAGAUCUGCGGUUUCCACGCCGAGCAGCUUCAGCCCUUCAACGUGCACCUCCACACGGCCCACCCUGCCGUGGUGCUGCAGGAACUCUACGGCCUGCUGGGCCUGAGCGGCAGCCCCGGGCCCGGACUCUUCGGGACUCCCAUCCCCGGCCUGGGAGUCAUCAUCGGGCCCAGCCCCACACAGGGGCCCGAGGCCAGUGGGGGGCAGCAGCCAGCAGCAGCAGGGCUGGACCUGAGGGGAAGGCCGGAGCCAGGCCUAAUUGGAAGGCCCAAUAUCAUCCUGGCACCAGGGCCGGAGUCAGGCCUAACAAACAGGCCCAAUAUCAGACUGACUACAGAGCGAGAACCAAGCCUAACUAGAAGGCCCAGCAUCAACCUGACUGUAGAGCCGGAGUCAGGCCUAAGUGGAAGGCCCAAUAUCAUCCUGGCACCAGGGCCAGAGUCAGGCCUAACAAAUAGGCCCAAUAUCAGCCUGGCUGCAGAGCGAGAAACAAGCCUGACUGGAAGGCCCAAUAUCAGCCUGAUUGCAGAGCCAGAGUCAGGCCUAAGUGGAAGGCCCUAUAUCAUCAGCCUGACACAGGAGCCGGAGCCAAGCCUAACUGGAAGCCUCAAACACAGCCUGACUAGAGGCCCGGACAUCAACCUGAGUGAAGGCCCCAAACCCAGCCUGACCGAAGGCUUCAGGCCCGGCUUGAAGGGAGAGCCGACCCCAGGCCUGGGCCUGACUCGAGGGCCGCAUCCCAGCCUGUCCUCGGGGCCCAGCCCCCCCCUGGGCCUGACGGCAGGCCCAAUGGAGGCAGGCAGUGGAGGGGAGGAGGGGGGGGAGAGGGGCAUGGUGCAGAUCGACCUGACCGGGGAGGAGGAGACCCCCGGGCCCCUGCUCCCGGCAGCCCCCGACCCUCUGGACCCCGAGCUGGACACCGGCGGUCCCCUGGUGGAAUCCUUCAGCCGUUUCCCGUACCCCAGCCCAGAGGAGCUGUCGAGAUGCGGCGUGUCGCUCGGGCUGCCCCCAGAGAGAGUGGGAGUGUGGUUCGCUCAGCAGAGGCUGCGUCACGGCAUCAGCUGGACCCCCGAGGAGGUGAGGGAGGCUCGGGACAAACUCGGCCAUGCGGGAAGGCCCGAGUCUGACAUUGACACUGAAAAUGAGCCCGCAGCCCCCGCCCCCAGGGGCCCUCGCUUCCGCAAGACCCAGGGCCAGCUGGCGGUCCUCAAAAGCAGCUUUGUACGCGGGCCCUACCCCGACCAGGCCGAGACCAGGCGUCUGCAGGCCCGCACGGGCCUAGGCCGGGCUGAGAUCCGCCGCUGGUUCAGCGACUGCCGUUACCAGCGGCGACGGAGCCCGGCGGGCGGGGGGAGGCCGAUCGCCGUCCCGGACCCUCGGGCCCCCGUCCCCGGACGGCCCCGCAAGUCGCAGCAGCAGCUGGCGGUGCUGAAGGCCUUCUUCCUGCGCUGCCGCUGGCCCAGUGGGCAGGACUAUGGGCGGCUGGUGGAGCGCACUGGCCUCGCUAGGCCCGACAUCAUACAGUGGUUCGGCGACACCCGCUACGCCCUCAAGAACGGGCAGCUCAAGUGGGUGCUGAGGGGCCCCGCUGGGUUACCCGGGGACCACAGGGUGGGUCGGGGGGAGGGGGGAGAAUUCGGGGGGGUCCAGGAGGGCAGCCUGACACUCUGACCCCCUGGGGAGUGGGGUGUCCAAACUAGGGCCCCGUGGGGCCAGCCUGACACCUGGAGAGGGAGAACAGGGCCCCCAAGGGGUCCACCUGACCCCUGUGUCCAUACACAAGAUCCAAGGGGUCAGCCUGAUUUUCUGACCCCUGGCGGCUGGGGUGGGGGGAGGUGGUGGGGUGAACAAACAAAGGCCCCCUGGAGUCAGCCUGACCCAGCCCCAACCCGGCCCCCAGCUUGCGUUGGUACUUCACCCCACCCCUGGCGUGUCUGACCGGAAUGUGUGGCAAUUUCCAUUAUUAAAAAAACAACAAAAAAAAUAUUUUUAUAAACCCA